CUGGCCCACUGGCCUGAAUACUUCAUAGUUGCUGAGGCUCCUGGAGGUGAACUGAUGGGAUACAUCAUGGGGAAGGCGGAGGGCUCGGUGGCGAGGGAGGAGUGGCACGGCCACGUCACGGCGCUGUCGGUGGCGCCCGAGUUCAGGAGGCUGGGCCUGGCCGCCAAGCUCAUGGAGAUGCUGGAGGAGAUCUCAGAGAGGAAGGGGGGGUUCUUCGUGGACCUGUUUGUGCGCGUUUCCAACCAGGUGGCGGUGAACAUGUACAAGCGCCUGGGCUACAGCGUCUACAGGACGGUGAUCGAGUAUUACUCCGCCAGCAACGGGGAGCCGGACGAGGACGCCUACGAUAUGAGGAAAGCUCUGUCCAGAGACACGGAGAAGAAGUCCAUCGUCCCGCUGCCACACCCCGUUCGGCCCGAGGACAUCGAAUAA
Messenger RNA from Menidia menidia (Atlantic silverside), 432 nucleotides. The record is from the annotation of a GenBank genome assembly. NCBI's taxonomy places the organism in Eukaryota, Metazoa, Chordata, Actinopteri, Atheriniformes, Atherinopsidae.